Molecule: messenger RNA, 195 nt
Organism: Fusarium venenatum
Lineage: Eukaryota; Fungi; Ascomycota; Sordariomycetes; Hypocreales; Nectriaceae
Source: RefSeq, a predicted model, not a curated record
AUGAGUCAGGACGACAUUAAGCGAUGUCGUGCCAGUACGGACGACUUCGAAAGGGUCUUGCAAAAGAUCAAGAGACCGGCGAUUGACGAUGAACGUAGGGGAGGCGCAUACCUGUCGUCGGACAAAAGCCGCAACGGGAUUUCCGCUCCUCAUCCGCAAAAGGUUCGGAGACAGAGCUUCCUGUCAACCAGCUAA